Messenger RNA from Diversispora eburnea, 1479 nucleotides. NCBI's taxonomy places the organism in Eukaryota, Fungi, Glomeromycota, Glomeromycetes, Diversisporales, Diversisporaceae. The record is from the annotation of a GenBank genome assembly.
AUGUCUUCUUUAAACGUUUUACAAGAGGAAACGGAGGAAAGCCCUCUACUUUCAAAUAAUGUAACUAUUAUUUCACUACCAAGUCGUCUAGAAAAAAUUCGAAAACCUCACGUUCUAUGGAUGUUAAUAUUCAGCAUUACUUUGUCUUCCAUUCUAACAUCAGUAACAGCUCCAUUAGUGCGUUUCGUUUUAGACAUUGUAUGCUUAGAAUAUUACAAUGAAAAGAAUGUAGAUAGCACCUUGACUCCUCCGAGUGAGGAAGAUUGCAACAUAACAGAAAUAUCAGCUUUAGCUUCUAAAUAUUUAAUGUGGUAUCAAAUGUUUUCAUAUCUUGCAGCAACAUUAUCUAUAGGUUUUCUUUCAACACUUUCAGAUUAUAAAGGUCGACGAUUUAUAUUUAAAUUGGCAACUUUGGGUGUAAUAAUAGCAUUUUCUAAUAUAAUUUUCGUAUAUCAUUAUUGGAGAAUCGUUAGUGUUAAAUUUUUAUUUAUUGGAGCGAUAUUUGAAGGAUUAUCUGGUGGUGUAAUCGCGAUAAAUACGGCAUGUCAUGCAUACAUAAGUGAUUGUACUAAGCCGGAGAAUAGAAGUAUGGCAUUUGGAAUAAUGCACGCUUUUGCUUUUUGUGGAAUGACAAUUGGGCCGACUUUGGGUGGUAUAAUAGUCAAGUCAACGAAAUCUGUGAUAUCAAUAUUUUACUUUGCAGUGUGUACACUCUCUUUCUUUUUAGUAUUUGUAUCUUUUAUAUUGCCAGAAUCUCUUUCAAAAGAAUUGCGUCUUCAAAGACGUGUAUUAUCAUCUGUGUCAUCAAGAUCACCGAGACAUUUAUUCUCUUCCUUAACUAUCCUCAAUCAAGAACCAAUGGACUGCGGUGAAGAAGAACGAAGAAAUUCAUGGAGCGGCAGAAAUACUAUGUAUAUUCUUGCUAUGAUUUAUUUAAUAUACAGAUUAUCACAAGCUGGUCAAAAUGACAUCAUUACAUUAUAUACAACGCAAAGGUUUAAUUGGUCAACUUUAGAAAAUGGAUUCUUUUUAUCACUUCAAGCAUUUACUCGUUUCAUAGCAUUAAUUGUACUCUUACCACUAUGUCGCUUAUUACAAACCAAAUAUCUUUCGUCAUACUCUCGUUCCCUUGACAUUCACAUGACGAGAGCUGGUUUGAUAAUGGAAAUAAUUGGAUUCGCAUUAUUUGCAAGUGCAAUUGUACCAAAUAUGUUAUAUUUUGCUUGCGUGAUAAAUAGUUUGGCUACUAUAGCGACUCCAGCAAUAAGAAGUUUAUUUACGACGUAUGUACUUCCUACACAAGCAGGUCAAGUAUUAGGGGCCAUGAGUGUUAUCGAGAGCGUGGGAAGUAUAUUUAGUCCUCUUUGGAUGAAUCCACUAUAUAGCUGGUCAGUUCGAAAAGAUUUUUCCGAGAUUGUUUUUUGGGCGAAUUCAUUGUUAUUUGUUAUUGCUAGUUUUUUGGCAUUUUUAAUUCGGUAG